Messenger RNA from Ctenocephalides felis (cat flea), 408 nucleotides. RefSeq names its product ribosomal RNA processing protein 36 homolog. The record is from RefSeq and is a predicted model, not a curated record. NCBI's taxonomy places the organism in Eukaryota, Metazoa, Arthropoda, Insecta, Siphonaptera, Pulicidae. Gene Ontology annotation, biological process: maturation of SSU-rRNA from tricistronic rRNA transcript (SSU-rRNA, 5.8S rRNA, LSU-rRNA). Bases 1 to 408 code for a protein of 135 amino acids. The transcript is spliced from 3 exons. Gene Ontology annotation, cellular component: 90S preribosome; nucleolus.
AUGCUGAACAGUAGUAUCUCAAGUACAUUAAAGAAUAAGUUGGUUACUGACGAUUUGGAAGAUAUACAUGAUGAGGAAAGGCAAAAGAUUCGAGCGGAAUUAUCCAACAUGAGUUUCUUAGAAUUACAGAAGCUCAAGGAAGAAAUGGGCUCUAAAUUAUACAACAAAGCAGUUUUUGGUACAACAAAGAAAAUUAAAAAAACUAAGACAGACUUCAAAAGAGAAAAUAAAAAUCGACCACGUGAAAUGUCAGCAAAGAAACAAGUUCCUUUGUUACGAGAUUUGCCAAAUGUUAAAAAAAUUGAACACAGAGAUCCUAGAUUUGAUGAACGAGCCGGAGAAUUCAAUGAGAAAGCAUUCAAAAACAAUGAAAUUUUUGAUUACGAGAAUGGAAAAUCAAAUCCGUGA